Molecule: messenger RNA, 2313 nt
Organism: Stylonychia lemnae
Lineage: Eukaryota; Ciliophora; Spirotrichea; Sporadotrichida; Oxytrichidae
Source: the annotation of a GenBank genome assembly
AUGCUGAUGUUAUUAUUCGGAUUUUACAAGGGAGAUAUUGUGCUUAACAAAUCAUAGCCCUAGUCUAGAUUAAAACUAAAGAAUAUAACAAGUCUUUAAUAUGAUCGUUGCUAAAACAAAUACUUUAAUUACACAUAAGGAAAAGAAAUAAGUGAUCUUGGAAUUAGUGAGUAUUUUUGUCUCGUUGAUAACAAUUACCAAAUUUAAGGAGGUUAUUAUGAUGACAUUUAUGAAUACAUUGAGCUAAAGAUUUUCAAAUGCUCUAAUAAUACUGAGAGCGAUAAAUGCUAUCCAAGAGAAGAAAUUGAUAAUUAUUUUGAAGCUGAAACACUUAACUUUGCUUAUAUAAAUACUUAUAUUGAUUACAAAGACACCAAUGACAAUAGCAAGGUCAAGCUUUUCAUUGAUGAUUCAUUUUUUGUAGAAUUAGAGGCAUCUAAAAACAAAAAGGCAAACUUUUAUAUUCAAAAAUAGCAGGCCAAAAUUUAAGAUGAUUACUUUUAAUUCGGUCAAGAGAGAAUAGAAUAAUUUUUUUCAGUAUCAAAUAUAGAAAGAUAUGACGAUAAUUACAGUCCUAGUUUAGGUUAUAUUUCUGCUGUUUACUUCAGAUAUGAUAACAGAUAUGACAUUUACUAAAUAAAAUACUAUUCCUUGCUUGAACUUAUCGGAGAUCUAGGUGGUCUAUACAACGGGUUAAGAGGAGUAGGGUUUAUGAUUGUAGCUUUCUACACUAGUAGGAUGCUUCAAUCAAACAUUAUUCGAAAAAUUUACUCAAUUAGGAAAGGUGAAUUAAAGAGGGAAUAAAUGUAGGAUUAAAGUAUAAUAAGUCGUCUUAUAAAUUCAAAAGGGCAACUGAAUAAAACAUUGAGAUUUUAUCAUGGUAUUGAAACCACAAAAAGAAAAAGUAGAAAAUAGAGUAAUAAAUAAGAAUAAGAAUGUGAGGAUUACUAGGAAAUGUUCGAAGAAAAUAAUCUGCAUGGAGAAUAGUCUAAACAAGAAUUCUCUAAUGAACAGGAUGAAAUCUAAAAUCCAAUAUCAUUAUUACACAACAGAAGACCUAGCAUUAUAACAAAGAAUAGUCAAGUCAAUUCUAAAAACCACGAUACUAAUUCUAAUCUCAACAGUAACUCAUUUGAAGCUAAAUCUGAAUUAUCUGGAACAUAAUCUCCAGCAUUUCUUCAUUUGAAUCAGCUAAGCGAAAGCAAUAAAAGAGUGAAAAUACAAUAACUUUAAGAUAAUGAUUUAAAUUAGGAUGUUAGUCUGAAAGACUUUGAUAAAAGCUAGAAAGUUAAAGAAAAAAAACUUUCAGAAUAAUUAAAAUCAGUUAAUCAGCUAAAUGAAGAUCAUAUUGAUAGUAUCAUGGAAUCAAUAAUUAAUAGGAUCAGACUUAACUACAGAUUUAUAAUGCUAGUUAAAUAUUACUGCAAAUGCUUAUGCUUAAAAAAAUUGAAAUAAAUUACUAAAAAUGAGUAGGAGAAGAUUCAUUAUCUGUACCAAAAAGGAAGGAAACAGUUAAAAAGAGAGUUAGAUGUAGUUUAGCUUUUGAAAAGCUUAAGAAAAUUCAAGUUAAUGCAGUAAGCUCUCCUUCCAGAAAAAAUAUCGAGGAUGCUUUUAUAAUUCCAAAGGUUUAAUCUUGUUGAAACUGAUACAUCUUAAUCUGACUCUGAUGAAGAAAAAGAAAAGAAAAAAAGACUCAUGGAAGAUAAAGAUUUCAAUAAAAGAUUGAUUGCAUAUGAAGAAAUGAGGGAAGACCUAAAUAUUUUCAAAACUAAAAAUAUCGGGAAUCUUGAGUAAAAUCUUAUAAGAGGAGUAUUUCAAAGAAGAUUAAAUGAUAAUGAUUCAAAUGAGAGAAUUGAUUUUCAAGAAAGCAAAUCAAUAACAGAAAGCAACUAAUAGACUUCAAGAACAGAGAAUGAUAGGUCUGUAACAUCUGAAGAUGAAAAAUUAAACAGAGAUGAGGAUGAAGAAAUAAACCCUAAAGAUAAGAUUGAUAAAAGUCCAGGAGUCAAGAUGAUUAACAAUCCUAAUAUUUAUAAUGGGAACUUUGAGACUGAAAUGAGUGGAGAUAAAGUAUUUAGAUAGUCGAUUAUCAAGCGAAAUUAAUUUUCUAAUGAGGAAGAUGAUGAUAUUCGGACAUAAAGAUAUUUUAUUGAUGAUAUAAACAGUGGUUUCUAAAAUGUUGAAUUGAAUUCAAGUGAAUCUGGAGCAACAGGCUCUCAAACAGUCGACAAUAAGAUCUUAUAUCCAAUUUAAUUCCCAUCAAUUGACCUUGCAGAUAAUGAAUUAUAAGCUGACUCUGAAUCAUAACCUUGA